AUGACUAGUGCUACUGUAAAUCGUGAAGUUCUUCCAACGAAUGUAACUCCAUUGCAUUAUGACCUUCAAAUUGAACCUGAUUUCAAGGAUUUCAAAUUUGAUGGGUUGGCAAAGAUUGAUUUGAAGAUCAACGAUGAAAAUACCGACUUUAUUAAAUUGAACACGUUAGAAAUUGAUAUUCACUCUGUCAAACUUGCUAAAGAUAUUAAGCCUUCAAGUAUUGAAUACAAUAAAGAGGACCAAAUCAGCGAAUUUUAUUUCCCAAAGGGGACUAUGGCAAAAUUAGCAGGUUCAGCUACUUUGGAAAUUAAGUUUACCGGUAUUCUAAAUGAUCAAAUGGCUGGUUUCUACAGAGCUAAAUAUGUUGAUAAGCUAACGGGAGAAACUAAAUAUAUGGCUACCACUCAAAUGGAACCUACUGACGCAAGAAGAGCAUUCCCAUGUUUUGAUGAACCAAGUUUAAAAGCUACCUACGCUAUCACUUUGAUAUCUGAUCCAACAUUGACACACUUAUCUAACAUGGAUGUGAAGAGCGAAAAUGUCGUUGAUGGGAAGAAGGUAACCUCUUUCAAUACCACACCAAAGAUGUCCACCUAUUUAGUGGCAUUCAUCGUCGCUGAUUUGAAAUAUGUUGAGUGUAAAGAUUUUAGAAUUCCCGUGAGAGUGUAUGCCACUCCAGGUAAUGAAAAGGAUGGUCAAUUUGCCGCUGAUUUAACUGCUAAAACAUUGAAUUUCUUUGAAAAGACAUUUGGUAUUCAAUACCCAUUACCCAAAAUGGACAAUGUUGCUGUUCAUGAAUUCUCAGCAGGAGCAAUGGAAAAUUGGGGGUUAGUUACAUAUAGAGUCGUUGAUGUCUUAUUAGACAAGGAAAACUCAACUUUGGAUCGUAUUGAAAGAGUUGCCGAAGUUGUUCAACAUGAAUUGGCUCAUCAAUGGUUCGGUAACUUAGUUACCAUGGAUUGGUGGGAAGGUUUAUGGUUGAAUGAAGGUUUUGCAACGUGGAUGUCCUGGUACUCUUGUAACAAGUUUGAACCUGAAUGGAAUGUUUGGCAAGAAUAUGUCACUGACACAUUACAACAUGCUUUGGCGUUAGAUUCGUUAAGAUCAUCUCAUCCAGUGGAGGUGCCAGUCAAGAAGGCAGAUGAAAUCAAUCAAAUUUUCGACGCUAUUUCAUACUCUAAGGGGGCUUCCUUGUUGAGAAUGAUUUCCAAAUGGUUAGGUGAAGACGUAUUCAUUAAAGGGGUUUCUCAAUAUUUAACUAAAUUCAAGUAUGGAAACGCUAAGACAGAAGAUUUAUGGGAGGCUUUGUCUGUUGCAUCAGGGAAAGACGUUUCUGCCGUGAUGAAUAUUUGGACUAAAAAAGUAGGGUUCCCUGUAAUUACCGUUAAAGAAGAUGGCAAUAAGAUUACCUUGACUCAAAAUCGUUAUUUAUCUACUGGUGAUGUAAAGGCAGAAGAGGAUGAAACCUUAUACCCUGUAUUUUUAGCUAUUAAGAGCAAAGAUGGAGUUGAUAAUUCAUUGACUCUAAACGAGAAAACUAAGACGGUUGAAUUGAAGGAUUCUGAAUUUUUCAAAUUGAACAGUGAACAAUCUGGUAUUUACAUUACAUCCUACACUGAUGAAAGGUGGGCUAAAUUCGGUAAACAAUCUGAGUUAUUAUCUGUGGAAGAUCGUAUUGGGUUAGUCGCUGACGCAAAAUCACUUGCUUCAUCUGGUUAUACAUCUACUACUAAUUUCUUAAAUUUAGUAGCCAACUGGAACAAGGAAGAAUCAUUUGUUGUAUUGGAACAAAUUUUAAACAGUAUCGGUUCUUUGAAGGCAACGUGGGCUUUCGAACCUGAAGAAGUCAGAGAUGCUUUAAACACCUUUACAAGAGGCUUGGUUUCUAAAAGAGCUCAUGAAUUGGGAUAUCAAUUCUCAAACUCUGACUCGUUUGCUACUCAACGUAUGAAGGUUGCUCUAUUUGGGGCUGCAUGCAGUUCAAGAGACCCUAUUGUUGAAAAGGCCGCUUUAGAUAUGUUUGCCAAAUAUGUUGAAGGUGACAAGAAGGCAAUUCCAGCUUUGAUCAAACCAAUUGUUUUUAAUGCUGUAGCUAGAGCUGGUAAACCAGAAGACUAUGAAAGACUUUUCAAUAUUUAUAAGAAUCCAAUCAAUAAUGAUGAAAAAUUGGCAGCUUUGAGGACGUUAGGUAGAUUUAAAGAUUCCAAACUAUUAGAAAGAACGCUAAGUUAUUUGUUGGAUGGCACUGUAUUAAAUCAAGAUAUUUAUAUUCCUAUGCAAGGAAUGAGGUCUCACAAGGAGGGUAUUGAAGCGUUAUGGGGAUGGUUACAAAAGAACUGGGAUGAGGUCUCUAAGAGACUACCACCCGGUUUAUCAAUGCUGGGUUCCGUUGUGGUUAUCUGUACCUCAGGUUUCACCUCUUUUAAGUCUAUUGAUGAAAUCAAGAAAUUCUUUAAUACAAAGUCUACUAAGGGUUUUGACCAAAACUUAGCCCAAUCAUUAGAUACUAUUACAUCAAAGGCUCAAUGGUUAAAUAGAGACCGUGAUUUGGUGAAGGAUUAUUUGAAAAAGAAUGGAUAUUCCAAAUAA
Molecule: messenger RNA, 2589 nt
Organism: Naumovozyma castellii
Lineage: Eukaryota; Fungi; Ascomycota; Saccharomycetes; Saccharomycetales; Saccharomycetaceae
Product: M1 family metallopeptidase
Exons: 1
Coding region: 1-2589 (862 amino acids)
Source: RefSeq, a predicted model, not a curated record